This is a messenger RNA of Columba livia (rock pigeon), 796 nucleotides long. Its product is annotated as fas-binding factor 1 homolog. Gene Ontology annotation, cellular component: ciliary basal body; ciliary transition fiber; centriole. The record is from RefSeq and is a predicted model, not a curated record. The transcript has 2 exons. Bases 99 to 653 code for a protein of 184 amino acids. Gene Ontology annotation, biological process: establishment of epithelial cell polarity; cilium assembly. Lineage: Eukaryota; Metazoa; Chordata; Aves; Columbiformes; Columbidae.
AUGGGGGCCAUGGGUGACCCAGGGGGAGGAGAAGGGGCCAGGUCUGCUCCAAACAGCAUCAGGGUGAUGGGAGAGAGGAGGAACCUCCCUGUGCAGAGAUGCCGACAACGGCCACCGAGUGCUGCUGUGGGGGUUCUGUCCCCGGGGCAGCACAGGAACCUUCUCCUGGGUGCCCGGCAGGUCCGGAUGCUGGAGGAGGAGCGGGCGCAGCAGAAAGUGUUAUUGGAGAGUGCCCAGCGGCAGCACCAGGAGCACCUGGAUGUCCAGGAGAGCAGCCACAGGUACCGGGCUCUGGCCUGUGCUCCCCUCCUCCGGCAGGUCCUUGCCCACAGCGCCAGGAGCUGGAAGCAAAGAAGGAGCAGCUGGGGAGAGACAGGCAGAGGCUGGACGAGGCCUGGCAGGAAAUGCGGCUGGAGAAGGAGAAGGUGAUCGGGGCCGUGCAACGUGUCCGGAAGCAGCAGGAGAUGAUCAGAAGCACAAAGGAGCUCUUGGCCCAGAAGCACGCAGAGGGGGAGCGAGCCCUGGGGGAGGCACGCAGGAUGCAGUCCGAGUUCUGGGACAAGCUGCAGGUCCUGCAGCAGCAGGAGGAGCAGCUGAAGCAGCAGGAGGAGCAACUGAGGCAGGAACAGGAGCAGCUGAAGCAGCAGGAGUAGUUGAAGCAGUAGCAGGAGCAGCUGAAGCAGCAUCAGGAGCAGCUGAAGCAGGAUCAGGAGCAGCUGAAGCAGGAAAAGGCCUCCCUGUCUUCCAUGUUCAGUGCCCAGAUGCAGCUGCUGAAGUUCCAGGCCCAGCAGGUGAG